Messenger RNA from Prorocentrum cordatum, 2979 nucleotides. NCBI's taxonomy places the organism in Eukaryota, Dinophyceae, Prorocentrales, Prorocentraceae. The record is from the annotation of a GenBank genome assembly.
AUGUGCAAGAAGAUAGCGAAGCACUUCAUGAAGAAGAUAACGUCAGACGAAGCCCUCUCGUACCUGGUCAAAGAAAUCAAUGCGAAGGACGGUGGGGUCUUUACGGUGAACGGUCUCCUGAAGAUGAAGGGCAGCAGGGGCAACCCAAACGACCUACUCUCGAACCAGCCGCAGCACCCACAGAAGGGGAAGGAGUACCUGGACCUCAGGAACCAGCAGCUAGUGACGGACUACAUGAAGAUCAACGGAUGCACGAAGAAGGAGCUCAAGGACACGGAGGCCAUCAUCGCGCACCUGCACCGCAACUCCGGGCACUGCAGUUUGACGACAGUGGAGGCCGCUCUCAAGACUCGGCAGGCCGACAAGAAGUUUGUCGAUCUGUGCAAGCACUACGAAUGCACCCUGUGUGCAGACUACGGAAGUCGCUUCACUACGUGCCACGUACUCAACAAGGAGGAAAUGGGCAAGAACUGCGGCAACACCACAGCUAAGGAGAUGAAGGAGACGGUCUUGAAGAGCUGGAUCCAGCACUACGGCAAACCUGAAGUUCUGAGAUCGGAUCCUGAAGGUUGCUUUCGACAAGCUGAACACCGUGCGCGGCUAUCAGGUCAUGGAAUUGAAUGGCGACCAGAACCGGGAGAAGCUCAUUGGCGCAUGGGCGUGGUCGAGAGGUGCAUAGAGACGAUCAAGGAGAUUGCGACUCGGAUGGCCUGGGAAGUUCCGGACGACAUCGAGCCGCAGGAGAUCUUCACGUGGGCGCGCGCUGCGAACAACGACCUGAUGAGGCACAACGAUUACAGUCCACUUAUGCUCCUCAUGGGUCGCACUCCUGCGGGACAUGGUCUCCAAGACGAGGAGAAUCCCUCCACUCUCAGCGCCGAGGUGAAGGGGGAUCAAUUUCAGAAGCUCGUGCUGAACAAGCGGACGGCGUACAAGGCCUGUGUAGACCACUACCUGUCCGAGAAGACGAAGAGAGCGCUGCUAGCCAAGACGCGACCGUUCAAUGUUUGGGAGUCUGGCGAAAAGGCACACUACUGGAGGAGCGCCAAGGGCAACAGCCACAAGACGAAGCAGGGCAUGUCUGGACGCUCCCAUGUUCCAGCUACGGUGUUGAUGCAAGAGCGCGAGGUCAAGAACGGAGUAGCAGAACGUCGCGGAGUUGUCUGGCUAGUGGAUGGUGAUCGACUGGUACGAGCAGCCGCAGCACACCUGCGCACCGCCACGAAGGCGGAGCAGACGUUGGAGAGCAUUUCGGCAGGCAGCUCAGACCAGUUCCAGAAGCUAGUGCGGGGCCUUGCGAAAGGCUCGUUCGAUGUGAAGUUGGACCGGGGGGGGAUCAACACCGCGAACCACCUCGGGAUCACGGAGAUCACCUCUUCUCUGAGGCAGGCGACGAACAUGGACCUGAUCACGAAGAAGAAGAUCUACAAGGAGAACCAGCAGAAGUUCCCGAAGAGUCAGGAGGAGUACCUGACCAACCUGCUGACAGACCUCAAGCAGAAGUUCCCUGGGACAGCGAGCCACCUCCAGAGGGCGAAGCAGGAGGACCUCGUCGGAUAUUCCACCGAGGACAAAGCAGGGCUCGCAGUACUAGUGGGCUUCACGAUAGACGAGAAGGACCUGGGCCAGCUGGAGAAGAAUCCAGAGAGAAUGCUGGCAGCCUUGGAUAGGCAGAACAAGGUGGAGGUCAAGCUGAAGGAUCUCACACCGGAGGAGAAGAAACAGCUGCCGUUCGCCAAAGAGAACGAGAUCAAGUCGUUAUUGAAGUAUCGCGUAUGUGAAGCGGCCAGUCGUGCUGGUGUACAUCCCGGAGCGUUAAUGAAGAUGCGCUGGGUCAUUACCAAGAAGGAGACGGGCGACCUCAAGGCGCGUCUGGUAGUUCUUGGUUGUACUGAUCCGAGCUUGGGCCGUCUCGUCGGCAUUGCGGUAGCGCACGUGGGCGACUUCAUGAUUGCGAUCAACAAUGCUUCUCAUGCCGCAAUAGAUGCACUUCAAGAACUACAUGGCGCCUACGAGUGGGGCAGCUGGGAGACGCAAGACUUCGUUCAGUGUGGGACUCGCAUUCGACAAGAAUACGAUGGACGUACUAAGAGCCGGGGUCGCAUCCAUCUGAACAUGGUCGACUACGCGCAGGAGUUGAAAGAGAUCGACAUACCCACUCAACGUCGGAAGAACCCAGAAGCUGGAGUGACACCGGGAGAGGCUUCUCAUCUACGAGCAGUUCUUGGACAACUGAUGUGGCUAUCCACUCAAUGUGUUCCACUCAUCAGCGCGGAGCUGUCGCUGCUAUUAGCCCACACGAACACGGCGACGAUCAACACCCUGACGCAGGCGAACAAGCUGGUCAGGAGAGCGCGGGUGGAAGCAGUCAAGGAACUGAUCAUGGAGAAGCACAUCAAUCCGUGUCUGGUGGGCUACUCGGACGCAGCGUUGAAUGUACGCCGAGAUGGAUCAUCGCAAGGAGGCUUCUUGAUCUUUAUGACGGACCUGGCGCUGCUGCAGAAUAAGGAUGCGCUCGCAAUACAGGAGCACUGGUCCUACGACUGCCGUGGAGUGUUCGACGCGCUGGACAGGUCUGAGAGCAGCGCGCUGGGCAUGAAGGACAAGAGGAGCGCACUGGAGGCCUUGGCACUGAAGAGAGGUAUGGCGGCUACGGCGACAUCAUUACGUUGGUGUCACAAUGGCGCCCAGCUCAGCGACUGCAUGACGAAGAAUGCGGAGAAGGCCCGGGCGAGCCACAACCUCUGGCAGCAACGAGGUACCUGGAAGUUGAUCUACGAUUCCAACUUCAUCUCAGAGAAGCAUCGGAAACAAAAGGGUCUGGACACGCUCGAGACGGGCUUCGCAGUGGAUGCAGAUGAUGCGUGGCAGCUCUUCCCUGACUACAUGGAGAUCGAGGACACUGACCUGGACAUUGUGAGUGACCUUCGUCACCCUGGACUGCGACAGCAGAUGAUGCAAGAUGCGACGCCUCAAUGA